AUGGCACCAACACCGUCUCAACACCUUCCAUCCAUCGAUGUCGAUGUUCUCAUUGUCGGCGCGGGCCCGGUCGGCCUCAACUUGGCUUACCAGCUGCGCCGGUACUCGUCAGGUCCAUCCCAAAGCUCGAGGGUAACUCCGAUAUCGAUCCAUAUCAUCGAAAAGCACCCCAAGCCAGUGCAAGAACACUUCGGCCGUGCCGUCACGUUCUGGCCGCGGUCCAUGGAGAUUCUCGCCCAGAUGGGGCUGGCAGACCAGAUCACGCAGCAGUGUGUCGCAGUGCGCUCGUCCGCAGCCUACGACGCGACGGGGAACGAAGUCUUUGGACGUGGAUGGAGUUUCCUCGAAGGCAUUGAGGACACGCGGUUCAAGUUCGCGAGUGUCCUUCGACAGAAAUUCGUCGAGGACAUUGUUCGCGCGAAACUGAACGAGCUCGGGGUCCAAGUCAGCGAGAUGCGCAAAUUCGUCGGCCUGGAGGUAGAUGAGUCCGUGCCGCCGGGAGAGAUGGGCAGAGUCAAGGCCACCAUCCUCGACAUGUCUGGCGGCGAGGGUCACGACAAGGAGUAUACGGUCAGGUGUCGAUACCUGAUCGGCUGCGACGGGUCGAGGACAGUGGUCCGGGGCGCGGCCGGGAUCGAAUCCGACGGGGACAGGACCGAAGACAAAUGGGUGAGAAUCGACGGAGUGUUGAAGAGCACCAGCAUGCCCAAACCGCGGUCUUAUGGAGCCAUCGAGAGUCCCAUCUACGGAAACGUGCUUUGGAUCCCGCUCGACCACGGCGCCACCCGCAUCGGAUUCGCCCUGAAUGAAGACCGCCGCAAGCUGUACAAGGAGCUCAACGAGGCCGUCUUCGUUCAGGAGGCGAAGCUGUCGGUGAAGCCGUUCGAAAUCGAGUAUGAGCGAGUCGACUGGGCAAGCGUGUACAGUGUCGGCCAGCGCGUGGCGAGGACCUUCUGGGCCAAAGAGUCGGUUUUUGUCGCAGGCGAUGCUGCUCACAGCCACAGUUCCGGCGCCGGCCAGGGCAUGAACGCCGGAAUGCACGAUGCCGCCAACCUGGGCUGGAAACUGGCCCUCGUCUUGACUGGCGUCCUCAAACGCGACGUGCUCGCCACCUAUGACCUCGAGAGACAGCCGAACGCGAAGAGGCUGAUCAAGUACGACGAGGACAUCAGCGUCCUGGUCACCGGGAGACUGCCGAAAGGCUGGACGGGAGAUCCGAACGAAGAUCCGAACGUUGUGCUGGGGAGAAUUCUACAGGAAGCGAAAGGGUUCAAUACCGGCCUGACCAUCGGCUUCGACCCGAACAUUGCUGUCCUGGGGGACGAUGGUGGCCAGGACGAAGCGGUGUUGGCGAAACGCACUCUCGUCCCGGCCCCGGCCAUUCCCGGAUAUCGAGCGCCAGAUGUCCAGGUGCUGACUCCUGCCUUGUGGGAGCCCGUCUGGCUGCAAAGUCUGAUGCCCAACCUGGCCAGAUUCUACGUCCUGGUCUUCGUGGGCAAGUCGCCAGAGGCGAAAGCUGAGUUCAUGGAGCUGAGAGCCGACCUUCAGAAGAAUCCUCACUUGAAGCUCGACAAGACCACCCAGCCCGAAUCCAAUGGCACCGGCACCCACCUAAACGGCUCGUCUUAUCGAUCGUGGCCUGUUGACUUCCUCACCAUACUCCCUGACAAAGUUGGCAAUGCAUGGUUCGAGCUUGGAACAGACCCUGUGGGAAGAGUGUACUAUGACAACGACGGCGUCGCUAACCGCCGGUAUGGCGUCAGCGACACCUCAGGGGCAGUGUUUGUUCUGCGGCCAGAUGGCUGGAUCGGCGCGAAAUUUCCUCUGGGAUCGAAGGGCCUGGUGGAUGCCAUUGAUGCGUACUUGGGCGGCUUGCUUCUUCGGUAG
Molecule: messenger RNA, 1887 nt
Organism: Capronia epimyces CBS 606.96
Lineage: Eukaryota; Fungi; Ascomycota; Eurotiomycetes; Chaetothyriales; Herpotrichiellaceae
Exons: 1
Coding region: 1-1887 (628 amino acids)
Molecular function (GO): FAD binding
Source: RefSeq, a predicted model, not a curated record